CAUGGCAUCGAAGAAGAUUAUGUCCCAGAAAAAAUUGUCGAACACCAAAAUUUGCCUUCAGAUCUUGGUGAUGGAUCUCAAUCAGCCGUGCAUGUGGAUGAUCCUACCGGGCAUAAUUCACUUGAUGCUGGGACUCUUUUGCCUGAAUUAGCAAAAAAUGCACAAAAGUCUGAACUAUUAGGUCAAAGUACUCUUUCAACUUCCCUCCUCGAUCGUGACGUAGUCGAAGGUGCUUUCAAGAUGUGCUAA
Messenger RNA from Protopolystoma xenopodis, 249 nucleotides. Lineage: Eukaryota; Metazoa; Platyhelminthes; Monogenea; Polystomatidea; Polystomatidae. The record is from the annotation of a GenBank genome assembly.